AUUACAUUAGUACCUUGCUUUAAAUUUAAAUUUUGAAACAACAUUUGAAACGUCGAAUUCGAAAAACAACUUCUGCCAGAAAAUGGAUACCGAUUUCCGCAGACACCGAUCAAUCUUACCGGUGAUUAUUGUGGUUUUAUCUCUGAGUUGGAGUCAAGUCAACGGACAUUGGUGGUCGGUUGCCACAGAUCCAAAUAUUGACAAGCUCGAACAAGGAAUAACUUCAAUAUGUGAGCAUUUCAAGGGCUUGUCUAGAAAUCAAGAAGCCCUUUGCAAGAGAUAUCACAACCACAUGUCGUUUGUCAGUGAAGGAGCAGAAAGUGGAAUCCAGGAAUGUCAACAUCAAUUCAGCGGACACCGAUGGAAUUGUUCCACUGUUGAAGACAGUACUGUAUUUGGCAAAGUGCUUAACAUAGGCAGCAAAGAAAUUGCGUUUACAUACGCUAUCGCCUCCGCUGGAGUUGUGCAUUCCAUUGCAAAAGGAUGUAAAAGUGCCGAAUUAAAGUCGUGUGGUUGUAGUAAGAAGCCACGACCAACGGGGCUGCAUAACGAUUGGAGAUGGGGAGGCUGUGGAGAUGAUACCGAUUAUGCUUAUGGAUUUGCAAGAGAAUUUAUUGAUGCGAGAGAAAGAGACAAUGUCUCUCCUAGAGGACAGAAAGCAAAAGCAAGAAAAGCAAUGAACUUGCACAACAAUGAAGCUGGAAGAAUGGCCGUGGUUCGGGGUACACGACCUGCAUGUAGAUGCCAUGGUGUGUCAGGAUCCUGCAGUUUAAAGACUUGCUGGUUUCAAGUACCCGACUUUCGUGUGAUCGGGGACAAAUUAAGACAAGCUCACGUAAACGCUAUUGAGAUGCGAAUGAGUAAACGAGGACAAAUACGCCCACGAAAAUCAGGAAGAGGGAAACCAGUUUUAACGGACCUUAUAUUUAUAGAAUCAUCGCCCGACUAUUGUAAACGUAAUUCUAAAACUGGCGUUCCCGGCACUAGAGGGCGUGAAUGCAAUAAAAAUUCGUCAGGCGACGAUGGGUGCGGACUUCUUUGCUGUGGGCGAGGCUUUCGACGUCAAGAUGUUACCGUCGUUGAAAGAUGCAAUUGUAAAUUUCAAUGGUGUUGUACCGUGCGGUGUGAAAAAUGCAGAAAAACUGUUGUAAAACAUUUUUGCAGAUAAACUAUACUAUCAUCAUUCAAAACAUGUUCCGGAUAUUUCAAUGCCAUGACAACUUUCAUCCUUCUGAUAUUACCUGAUUGAUUAAAAAGCUAAAAGCCGCCAAAGUUGACUUGAAAAAAUGAAUGAAAAACUGUAUUUUACCUACAUGGAAAAUAUAUAGGAUAUUUUUUGCGCAAUAAUAAUCAAGAAAAAUACAAAAUUUUCAACUUCUUCAAAGAAAAGGAAAUAAAUAAAAAGAAAAACAUCAAUUUUACGAAGAAGAAAUAUCCAGAAUUUUUCGAAUAAAGAAACAAAUACAGUAAUCAUCGAAGUCAACAACGUCGUGACAUCUCCAGUUAUAAUUUGCGGCGUUAGUUUGAAGUCACGGAGCAUUUAUGUCGGAUAAAUUGUCUUGCGCAUACUUUCAUUGAAUAAUCACUGUGACCAAUUAUUAUUGUCGCCAUUCUUUUAUCUCAUCUGUAAUUUUCUGUCUGCGAUCAUUUUUAUUCGUUAUUUGCGUGAUUUUCAACAAUUUUUGUGUCACCGUGUCAACGAAGCAUUCUGUAAACAAGGUAUAAAUUAGGUACCGAAACACAUACCUUCAUUAGCCUUGUUUGUAAAGCUAUCUUAUAGUUGUCAGAAAUAUUUCUAUUUAUUUUAAAAAUUCUUUUUCGAUUAUGUGCUUAUACCUCUCGAAGGAAAUUAUGUUCAAAAAUAAUUUGAGAUAUAUCAUAUUAUUAUACAUUUUGCUUCAUCUAUUGGUGUAAACUUUUUUAUAUUUAAUUUUCAUUUAAUAAUAUCAAUUUAGAAGUCAAGAAUAUUCAAGUUUGCAUUUCACUUUCAACGCCUGCUUUCAACACGUAUUAUUAUUUUUGUCUUUGUCUUAA
Molecule: messenger RNA, 2034 nt
Organism: Styela clava
Lineage: Eukaryota; Metazoa; Chordata; Ascidiacea; Stolidobranchia; Styelidae
Product: protein Wnt-5-like
Biological process (GO): canonical Wnt signaling pathway; cell fate commitment; neuron differentiation
Cellular component (GO): extracellular region
Molecular function (GO): cytokine activity; frizzled binding
Source: RefSeq, a predicted model, not a curated record